GCUCAUCACCACCAGACAAAAAUGUCUGCGAGGGUCAAAUCAUCCAGAAUAUCAAAGCCUGGAACGUCCAAACUCAGAACUUCGUUGAAAAAAUCUAAUGCAGCAGGAUAUGCUAAACGGCAUUCACAAAAGUCAUCGGGCAAGGCAGCUGUAGCAUUCGACGACGUUUACGAAUAUGCACCUUCAAAAGUCAGGCGAGCAAAGAUCGGCUUAGAACUUGACCGAGAAGAGGCCACUGACCGCCAUAACUAUGCAUCGGACGAUGGUGUCGAUCUUGGAGGCAUGGGUCAGGAGGGGAGAGAAGGUCUACGAGCCAGAUUACUAGGAGAAAAUGCAGAUGAUGAGCGAGUAGACAGUGGGGACGAUGAGGAAAUUGACAGUGACGAUGCGUUUGAGGAGAGCGACGAAGAAAAAUAUGCUGGGUUUGAUUUCUCUAGUAAGCGCAGUAAAACUGCUGGCAUUUCAUCGAAGAAGAAUGCUAGGAAACUACCUCAAAGCCUUCCCGAGGUUGAUUUGAAUGAAGAUUCAGAUGACGCCGUCUCUGAUGCAGUUUCUGCGGACAUACUCGACGAAGAUGAAGACGAAGAGAUGGAAGAUGGAGAUGCCGAUACUUUCUUCGACGUCCUGGAAGUUUUUGAUGGAAAAGCAGACGCCGAGGACGACGCACCGGCAAAACAGGCUGCGGAGAAGACGAAAGCUCCCGUAUCAGAUGUAUCCGAUGAGGCCAGCGAGUUGGAGGAUGAUAAGAUGUCGGAAGAUGAGCAGGAUGAUCAGGACGAGGAAGAAGACGCCAUCUCAGCAUCAGAGGAUGAAGCUUCCCCUGAAGCUCUCGCAGAACUGGAAAGCUUCCUUUCAAAACUGGAUCCGGCAGAAGACAAAAAACGCAAAUCAAAUGAUAUCUCAGCCACACAAUCCGUUCUGAAAAAACGUCGCUUGAUGCAGGAGCGCACUGAGGCUGGGGCGGAGGGAGAGUUUGGCGUUUCUGCUGGUGGCUCUAGAGCACUUAAACUAGAUGACCUCCUUGCUCCGCUUGCUUCUUCAAGCGCUCUCACUGCGCUCAAAAAGUCUACGAAGGCUCUCACUUCCACCUCAAGCAAAACCAAAACCCUAUCGGCACCGCUUCCUCAGCGAGCUCAAGAACGUCUUGAUCGCGAAGCCGCGUAUGAGCAAACCAAAGAAGAAGUGGACAAGUGGAGUGCUACGAUGAAGCAUAUCAAGCAGGCAGAGCAUUUGAGCUUUCCGUUGCAAGCACAGCCAGAAGGUCGUGUCUCCAACUUGGAACUCGCAGCAAAAUUCAAGCCUUCGAAUGAACUCGAGUCGGCUGUGGACAACCUCCUAAAAUCCGCUCAACUCCGUGAUCAGGAUAUCGCUGGAACCGAAGCUCUGAAGAUGGCCCAUUUAUCAGUCGAAGAGGUCGCGGCGAGACGCGCAGAACUGCGCAUGAUGCGUGAACUUGCAUUCCGUGCUGACAGGAAGGCGAAGCGAAUAGCCAAAAUCAAGAGCAAAGCGUAUCGACGCAUUCGAAAGAAACAGAGGGAGCGGCUGGGUGGUGAAGAGGGAGAUGAGGAUGAGGACGUUGAGGAUGCAGGAGCGCGGCUGAAGGCUGAGGUGGAGAGAGCAAGGGAAAGAGCAACUUUAAGACAUAAGACCACUGGGAAGUGGGCCAAAGCCAUGCAGGGACGCGAAGGGCUUGAUGUGGAUCAGCGGCAGGCCAUCGGAGAGAUGUUGGAGCGUGGAGAAAAGCUUCGCCGUCGCAUACAGGGCGAGAUGAGUGGCGACGAGUCCGAGGACAGCGAAAGCGAUGACGAAGAACAAGACGUGGAAACCAUCAAGCGAGGUGCAUUUGAAGAGCUUGCUAUGCUCAAUGCCUCCGAAGACGCUACGUCUGCAGACGUCAAAAGCAAGAGUGUCUUCAACAUGAAGUUCAUGCGCGAUGCCGCGGCAAGGCAAAUACUUGAAGCAGACGCAGCAGCGGAUGACUUUUUGAAAGAGAUGGGUGGGGUGGAGCAAGGAAGUGAUGACGACGCUUCCGGUGACGGAACAGUGACAGAGGGCCCGUUAGUCCAGCGCGUGGGCGGGCGCGUGACGUAUCAUCCUGGUACGAGUGCUCAUGCAAAACCAGCCGGCUCGCACGCAUCGGAGACUUCUAGCGUUACCCUUCAAUCCGCCGACCUGGUGCAAGACGAUCGCAACAGUUCGAACGCAAUUUCUAGUCCAAGAGUCUCUACCCCUGUGCAGGAAAUCAAUCCUUGGCUCGUCGCAUCAUCAUCUUCGGGCCCAUCCCGCAAGAGAAGCGAAGUCCUUGUGCAAAAAGGCUCUGACGCCCUCGCGAAGUCCACCAACAAGCUCAAGAAACGAACUGCCAAAGGAGGGGAAGAGCAAGAACGUAUUCGGGAUGACGCGGUGCUGGAGAUCGAUACUAGCAAUGUUCUGACUGAGCCAACAUCUGCGCCGGCUAUCGUAAAUACCAAGCGUGCGCCCAAAGGAAAAGGAAAGGAGAAACCGAAGAACGGCGGUGUCAUUGCGCAGCUAUCACCUGAUGAUGCUGAUGAGUCUGAUGGACAUAGCGAAGUGGACGAACAGGAGCGUACUCUGGAGAGGAGACGCCAGGGGGGCAAAGGCAAAGGUGUAACAGCAUUCAAGCAACGAGAAUUAGUCUCCCUUGCUUUUGCUGGUGAUAAUGUCGUCCAGACAUUUGAGGACCUGAAACAGGUAGAAAUCGAAGCAGACGCGCCACGAGAAGUUGAUACAACUCUCCCUGGUUGGGGCUCUUGGGGAGGUACUGGUACCAAGAAACUUCCACCAAGACCCAAUCUGAUCAAAAAAAUCGCUGGCGUCGAUCCUUCAUCUCGAGCCGAUUACAAAAAAGCGCAUGUCAUCAUCUCUGAGAGGCGGGACAAAAAAGCGGCCAAGUACCUUGUCAAGGAAUUGCCGUACCCAUAUACCAGUCAUGCUCAGUACGCCCGCAGCAUGGACAUACCUAUAGGUGCAGAGUGGAAUACUAGAGUGGGGUUCCAGAGGGGAACUCUACCUCGUGUUGUCAAGAAGAUGGGUACUAUCAUCGAACCCCUAGUAAAACCAUCUUGAUGGCGAUGUGCCGUUCAUCGUUGCAUACAGUUUCUCAGUUAGCAAAGAAACCAUAGUCAACUCCUACAUGUAAUGAACUGUGAAAUAGGUAGCACGCAGCAUUAGAAUACCCUGCCAAAAUGUCACGUGACUGGAUCGGGC
This is a messenger RNA of Suillus clintonianus, 3228 nucleotides long. RefSeq names its product Utp14 protein-domain-containing protein. Lineage: Eukaryota; Fungi; Basidiomycota; Agaricomycetes; Boletales; Suillaceae. The record is from RefSeq and is a predicted model, not a curated record. Gene Ontology annotation, cellular component: nucleolus; small-subunit processome. Gene Ontology annotation, biological process: rRNA processing. The transcript is spliced from 8 exons. Bases 22 to 3087 code for a protein of 1021 amino acids.